This is a messenger RNA of Meleagris gallopavo (turkey), 2065 nucleotides long. The record is from RefSeq and is a predicted model, not a curated record. NCBI's taxonomy places the organism in Eukaryota, Metazoa, Chordata, Aves, Galliformes, Phasianidae.
GCCCGUCGGGGCCGCGUUGCCCCGCGCUCAGCGCCGUUCCUUUUGCAGCCAUGACGAUGCAGUUCAUCAGCCAUCGCUUUCCCGAGGACCACGAUCCGACCAUCGAGGAUGCUUAUAAGAUCCGGAUACGCAUCGACGAUGAGCCUGCCAACCUGGAUAUCUUGGACACAGCAGGACAGGCAGAGUUCACGGCCAUGAGGGACCAGUACAUGAGGGCUGGAGAGGGAUUUAUCAUCUGCUACUCCAUCACAGAUCGACGCAGCUUCCACGAAGUGCGUGAAUUCAAGCAGCUCAUCUAUCGUGUGCGGCGCACUGACGACACUCCUGUGGUUCUGGUGGGGAACAAAUCCGACCUGACGCAGCUGCGGCAGGUCUCUAAAGAAGAAGGCUCUGCUUUAGCACGAGAAUUCAACUGUCCUUUCUUUGAAACUUCUGCUGCAUACCGUUAUUACAUUGAUGACGUGUUCCACGCUCUGGUGCGAGAAAUCCGCAGGAAAGAAAAAGAAGCAGUGAUGGCAAUGGAAAAAAAAUCCAAACCCAAAAGCAGCGUUUGGAAAAGACUGAAAUCCCCAUUCAGGAGGAAGAAGGAUUCGGUCACUUGAAGAGAAGGAAUUCCUCUGUAAGAGAAAACCUGGGAGCAGCCACUCGUAACCAAAGCGGUUGAAUGACAACAUUUCAGCAGUAGGUUUAAAGACUGAUGGGACUUCUGUGAGGGGGAGCAUCACUUUUACCCAUUAUUUUUCCUUAAAACGGUAUUCUCUUAGUUCUGGAUAUUUAAUUUGAGACACAGUAACAAUUUGACUUCUGUUCGUUGUCAUUUUUAGAUCGGAUUCUCCAAAUACUGCUUGUGUGUUGGUUACAGAUGCUGGUGGGUUUCUGACGAUGCACUUUUAAAGGUUUGGUCACUGCAUACUGGAAGUUGAGUUGUUUUAAGAGGAAAAAAGAUGCUGUAUUUCUACCCAGCUUAACUUAAUUCACUCUGUUUCUCAGUUGUUUGCACAACAAAACGUUGCUGCAUUCCCAGACGGUCACUCCCAUCACCAGAGGAGGAUUUUGUUGAGGUUGUGCUGGAAGGUGCUCAGCAAAGUGUGUGGCACCACAGCCCGGGCUGCGUGCGGAUGGCAGUGAGGGGAGAUGUGUGCUUUGUCCUCAUGGAAAAGGAUUUUUCUAGCAAAAAGUUCACCUGAAUGAGCAGCGAACCCACAGCGUGGUGGUUGGGAUCCUCAACAAGUCAGAAACAGCAAAUUGUUGUUCCUCUGGCAGCUACAACUUGGCAGCAGUGCGUGGAUGUGUAGCACUGCCCUCCAUUUAGCAUUGAUGGCGUUGUUGGAGCGUUUGUAGCUGAUGCUGUGGAUGCUCUGCAAACUGCAGCUUUGGAUUUUUCUGACUUGUUUGUUGAAACUGUAGCUGUGAUGGUGCAGUGGCAUAUUUAUUUACGUUCAGUUUGAUGUGGUUGUCGUAAAGGAGACAGUAUUAUUGAGUAGGAGUCUCUAACGUAGUCAUUUCAGAUUAAUCUAUGAUAACUGCUUUGUAAAGAAGACUGAAAGCGAGGCACUGGGGCCUGAACUGAUAUCCCUACUGCUGGUGAGGUUCUUCAGUGCUGCCUUAAAGGUGGGAUCAGCAGAAGGGAGCAGUGAGUGGGGCACAGCAGCACAGCUGGGCGUUCCCACCCAACCAUCAGCACAUCCUUCCUCCUCGGGGAUGAUCUGACGAGUAACUGCUUACAGGAUUUAAAUCCAGAGCUGUCGUUGCAAUACAAAAAGCUCGUGGAGAGAUGGAUGUCCAGGGUUGUUUUUCAAAUGAUACAGAAAAUCGUAGGUGACUCGGAUGGGUUUAAAAGGCCUUUCUCAGAGAACGAAGUGCCUCUCUGUGUAGUGAUGAGAGAGCUUAGCAGACUCUAAGUGCAGUAUUACUCAAAUGCUUCUCUUAAUCUUCGAACCUCUGUGUCAGUAGCUGUUAAUCUCACUGACCCAAAGGCCUUGUGGUGCCUCUCAGUGUGCUGCCAUCAGAACUGAAACAGGGGUUGUUGGAUGUGUAAAAAAAAAAAAAAAUCCAGCACAAAAAA